AUGAACGGAUCACCUUCCUUGGUUUCUCCCAUCCCUACCUUUCCUCAUCAAUCUCCAUCUCCAUCGCCUCGGCGGGGUUCCGCAGUCGCAGGUCCAUCCUCACCUCGAUUACCGCGUGCGUCAAUGGGACCUCGACUACCCAGCAUCUCCGCAUCGCAACCUAUGGACUACGAUGGAAGGGACUCUCCGACUUUACCCGGCUCGAGGACAAGUGUGGUGAUGGGUUUCUCGCCUGUCCCAUCUCAUCAGACAUUACCAGCUGUUCCUGAAGCGUCUUCCAGCUCCCCUCAUGCUCCAGGCUUAACGCUCAAUACCUCUCAUAGACGGCUGUCGUCCCUUUCGCCCCAGCUCACUACACCGGUCGAACAGGUUUUUCAAUGGGCAGAAGGUUCACCUCGACCACUUGCUACUUCUCCCCGUGGACAAUCUCAUGAGCUACCGCCCAGAUCCCGCCGAAAUUCAGCUGCUAUCGUAUCGAUCAGUCUGAGUUCAAGAUCACGAUCACGUACGCCCAGAGGAAGUUCGGCUGCCCUGCCCAAUCAGCAGAGCGGGUCGGGAACUCCCAACAGAGGAUCAUCCUCAGCUACUCUGAGUGCCCACAAGGACGUGAUGGUGCAGAUGGGAGACUCUUGGGCUUCAGGUGCGGACGAAAUGGAUGAUUGGCAACCCGCAGGAGGCAUGUUGUUAGAUGGUGAUGGAGAGGAUUCUGCGUUGAUGGAUGACGAGGAAAGAGAUGAAUUUGAUGACAAGGAUAAAGGUAGAUCAUGGACUGGGUUCUCGGACGAUUCAUCAUCUUCUUCACCCCAUGUUGAAGAACCACUAAAACCUGGGAUGUUGAUUGGUGAAGGAAUGGAAUUUCAAGGUGAAAUCAUUGUACCUGCUGUUGGACGGAUGCCGAAUGGUACUGGCGAUGAUGACAUUGGUUUGCCACUGAGGAGAGGUGGGAGCGAGGCCACCAAAUUCACUAGAACCGAUGGGAAGCAGGAGAAGAAGAGAUAUGAGGUUGUAAGAAAGUUGGGUACAGGAAGUUAUGCGGUUGUAUACCUAGUAAGGGAAAAAGGUGGUAGACAUCGAGAGUAUGCCCUGAAAUGCUUGAGUAAACAAGACUUGGAGGAAGAACAACUUGACACUCAGCUGUUCGAAGCUCAUAUCCACCUAUCCCUGCCGAUUCACCAGAAUAUCGUUACUCUACAUCAGACAUUACAAACUAGGAAGUGGUUAUUUCUCAUGUUAGAGUUGUGUCCUGGUGAAGACCUAUUUUACUGGCUUGAGAAAUCUAGAGAUGCUUCUCCACACACUCAUCCUGUCCCUCUACCCGGAGAUCGAAAUCACGGUUUCAGUGGAUCUCCCGCUUCCCUCCUCUUCGCUCAUCACAAUGGUCAUUCUCACACUCAACACUUCACUCCUUCCCAGACACCACCCACGCCCAGUCUUCUUUCCUCAUUCUCGGCGGGGACCUUACUCAGUCAAAGACGUCUACGAUUGAUCGCUUCCAUGUUUAGCCAGAUGUGCGAAGCUGUAUCGAUUUGUCAUGACGCAGGGAUCAGUCAUCGUGAUAUCAAACCUGAAAAUUUCAUCUGUUGUGAUUCGAUAGAACUGGAAGCGGCUGCUGAUGGCGAAAUUGGGGAUGACGAGGACGAAGGAAAACCCGUGGACUUCGGUCCCCAAGCCAAGAGAAAGGUUAUUGUCAAAUUGACGGAUUUUGGUUUGGCUACUACUGAAGAGGAAAGUGGUGAUGUCGAAUGCGGUAGUAAGCCGUACAUGUCUUAUGAAUGCCGAAAUAACCUUGGGCCAACAUACUUCCCUGCUCCUGCCGAUGUAUGGUCUCUUGGUAUCGUACUCAUCAAUAUGCUCUUCCACCGAAAUCCAUGGAAAGAUCCCACACCUGGUGAUCCUAAUUUCGACAACUUCCUCAUGGAUCCCAUCGGCUUCUUGCUCACCAAAUUUUCUGGAGUCGGCAAAGAAGUCGCUUCCUACCUUGCCGAUCAUGUUCUGUGUAUCGAUGUAGACGCUAGAGUUUCUGCUAGAGAGUUUGGAUUGUGGAUCAAGAACCUUCCUGAGAUGAUUGGUGGACGAAAAGCACUUCACUCACUCAAGAUAUCCCGGAUCGAGAAUCAAAAGACUCCUACAGAUAAAGGUCUGUUCGUCAAAUCACCAGUCGCCACAAACCAAGAAACGACUAGGAAGAACUCUUCAUCUGCUCUUACCUCUUCUGCACCCACUCUGUCUAGUCUCCCCCCACCAUCACAGUUGUCUCUUCCCACACACAUUCAAAUACCGGAAGAGGAACCUGAAGAACCUGCCUUACCUACACCUCCUUUGGAACAUGAUCAGGACGAAUUAGUCUCAGCUACUACAAUCGAUGAUCAACCUACUCCAGUCGACAUGAGUGAAUUCGCUUCACCCGAGACAAUUGGUAAUGAUUUGGAAUCAUACGCUGGGGAUUCUGUUGCCGAUGGGUCCGAACGAGCGGAUGGAGAUUCUAGAUCCUUGUCUACCCAUAAAAGAAGGAAGAGGGGAGUAAGAAAGGGUAAAGCAGCCAAAGCAGCCGCUCUGGCCGCUGCGGGUGGAGACGAUCAACCUUCUCAAGAGGAACGAGAUGCGCUACUAGCGGAAUUGACAGUCGCUUCACAGACUUUAGCAAGGGAAGUGUCGAAGUUCUCGAAACCGUCCGAAGAGACGUUCGAUGCGACCAGGAUUGAAGAUUUCCCGCCAUUGGGCACUACACCUGCUCAAGCUGCCGAAGCCAAGAAAUCCAAGUGGAAAGAUAUGAUGAGAUUCUCUACUGCUCAAGGUAAUAACCCCGAACUGGCUGCAUUGGCUCGACGAGUGGCAGAGAGGGAUGGCAGCUUGAACCUAUCUGCUCCUGCGAAUCUACAACAAGGUCAAGCUGCCAAAGGUUCACUAAAUUACUCGAAACACGCUUUGAGACAGACUACGACUGUAUCUUCUUCCGGGAUAUCCAGUGCCUUAUCGUCUUUUGGCAAUGUGUCGAGUACCAGCGCAACAACCUCAGCUGCUGACGAAGCUGAAGAUUGGAGAAGACCUAGAAAACCCCAAUUACAGCAUAAAGGUGACUUGGAAGAGGCAGGUCAGACGAUGGUCGAUGACUCCAGAGGCAGGGAUAAGAACCCUCAUCCGUCUUAUAGAAAGAACGAAGAUCAUUCUCGAGCUAGAAAAGCCGCAUUGGCCGCUGCAGCUAUAACAGGAGGAGAAAUGGGCUCGUUUGGUAAACCAUCGAACUUAUCGUUAUCUCAACCUAUCCAUAAAUCACCACCACCACCUCAACAGCAACAGCAUCACCAGGUUAAUCGGCCCUCCAACCUGUCCAAACCUAUCACUACCAAUUAUACAAUCAGAAAUUCCGUUCCUAUUGGCUCAUCCCCGAAACAGAAUAAAGCACCAUUCAAAUCUGGUUUAUCCCACACUCACGCUAUGUCAAUCGAUAGCGAUUCUUCUACUUCACCAUCGACCGCUAGACCCAAUUUAGAUUCCAAGGAAAGUUCUUCGACCAUCACCCAAAGUCAACCACAGACUCCCCACAGUGCGACUGGAGCAGCCGGAGGGCCGAAUAAACCGAAAUUGAAAGGACAGAUCUCGACUUUGGCAAAGAUGUUGAGCGGUCUAAAGACUAAGGGAGGUAAGGAUUAG
Kwoniella botswanensis is the source of this 3651-nucleotide messenger RNA. RefSeq lists its product as uncharacterized. The transcript has 5 exons. Bases 1 to 3651 code for a protein of 1216 amino acids. Gene Ontology annotation, cellular component: cytoplasm. Gene Ontology annotation, molecular function: ATP binding; protein serine/threonine kinase activity. Gene Ontology annotation, biological process: intracellular signal transduction; protein phosphorylation. Lineage: Eukaryota; Fungi; Basidiomycota; Tremellomycetes; Tremellales; Cryptococcaceae. The record is from RefSeq and is a predicted model, not a curated record.